This is a messenger RNA of Pungitius pungitius (ninespine stickleback), 1649 nucleotides long. RefSeq names its product MYD88 innate immune signal transduction adaptor (gene myd88). The transcript has 5 exons. Gene Ontology annotation, cellular component: plasma membrane. Gene Ontology annotation, biological process: defense response to Gram-positive bacterium; positive regulation of canonical NF-kappaB signal transduction; innate immune response. The coding region runs from base 134 to 1003 and encodes 289 amino acids. The record is from RefSeq and is a predicted model, not a curated record. Lineage: Eukaryota; Metazoa; Chordata; Actinopteri; Perciformes; Gasterosteidae. Gene Ontology annotation, molecular function: TIR domain binding; Toll-like receptor binding.
CGCGGCACUCCGCGGCUUUCAUCACUUCCUCUAGUUGUCAGACUGAGGAGGCCGGACGUGUUACUCUCGUUACAAUGUUUCGCGGUUUGUUUUUCUGAACUAAAGCCCGUCGUGUCCGGAGAACUUUGGAACUAUGGCCUGCGUGGAUUCGGAGGUUGACUUGUGGACCGUUCCUCCCGUCGCGCUCAAUAUGGGCGUGCGUAAAAAGUUGGGACUGUACCUGAACCCCCGGAACGCGGUGGCCGCGGACUGGAUGACCGUGGCUGAGGGAAUGGGCUUCAAUUACCUGGAGAUAAAGAACUACGAGGGGACUAAAAGUCCCACCGAGUCGGUCCUGGAGGACUGGCAGGCCCGCUGCACCGACGCGACGGUCGGGAAGCUGCUGUCCAUCCUGGAGGAGGUGGAGAGGAGUGACAUUGUGGAGGACCUCCGUCCCCUGAUGGUUGAGGACGUCAGGAAGUACUGCGAGAACCAGAAGAAGAACGCUAAGCCGCCACUGCAGGUCCCAGAGGUGGACAGCUGUGUCCCUCGCACCACGGAGAGGAUUGGAAUCACGCUGCAGGACGACCCCGAGGGUGCUCCCGAGCUGUUCGACGCCUUCAUCUGCUACUGCCAGAAGGACUUUGAGUUUGUGCGUGCGAUGAUCCGCGAGCUGGAACAGACCGAGUACAAGCUGAAGCUGUGCGUGUUUGACCGCGACGUCCUGCCGGGCUCCUGCGUCUGGAGCAUCACCAGUGAACUCAUUGAGAAGAGGUGCAAGAGGAUGGUGGUGGUGAUUUCUGAUGAAUACCUCGAUAGUGACGCCUGUGACUUUCAGACCAAGUUUGCUCUGAGUCUCUGUCCCGGAGCUCAAAAUAAACGGCUUAUUCCUGUGAUGUACAAGCCAAUGACAAAGCCGUUCCCCAGCAUCUUGCGCUUCCUCACCAUAUGCGACUACACUCGGCCCUGCACACAGGCCUGGUUCUGGGUACGCCUGGCGAAAGCGCUCUCACAGCCUCACUAGGACCAGGCCGUUGUUUAAAGGUGUUGUGUAGGGUUUGGAUAAUGACCAAAAACAUCCCAAGUUAAAGCAUAUACUUUUGUUCGUGAUCUGCGUCCUGGUGGCUCCUGAACACAUUCUGAGGUUAUAAGAUAUUAAGUAUUAUGAUUGAAGCUAUUUGGGAUGACAUUGAGAUUUCUGGAUAUUGUCACUAUGAAACUCGAGCUGCACAAGGAUACCAAAUAUUAGUUCUCACUGCACAUAGCCAUUAUUAGAUUCCAACAACAAUAACAUAAGAUGUGCCUGCCACUGUUUUGUAUUUAUGUGGGGAGUAUUGGCACACAGGAUGUGUUAGGGGACGAUCUACAAAAUUAUCUAUGAUAGUUUCUUUGCACUUCCUCUAUUGACUCCAUUCCUAGGUGAGAUUAGAGAUUAAUAGGAAGCGCUGUUGUGAUUCUGAUUCCACUUAUUGAAUGUUACUGCCUUCUGACACCUGCCUUUCCAUUUGAAUUUGUACUUUUUAUGUAUAUUGAAUUGAAUGUACCGCUAUGUUGAAUAAAUGGUCUAAACAAAAUAUUUCUUACACAUAUUUUAAAUGUAUGAUGAUUUUUAUGUAAAAAUAAAAAGGCUCUGUACUGUCACAAAAGCGCAACAUGUUAUAAUUUUCUCC